This is a messenger RNA of Acanthosepion pharaonis, 2058 nucleotides long. The record is from the annotation of a GenBank genome assembly. NCBI's taxonomy places the organism in Eukaryota, Metazoa, Mollusca, Cephalopoda, Sepiida, Sepiidae.
AUGAUCUUCUUUUUUCUCCUCCUCCUCCUCCUAUGUACGGUAUCUCUUCCUGAUCUUCUUUUUUCCUCCUCCUCUUAUGUACGGUAUAUCUUCCUGAUCUUCUUUUUCUCCUCCUCCUCCUCCUCCUCCUCCUAUAUCUUCUUUUUCUCCUCCUCCUCUUAUGUACAGUAUCUCUUCAAGAUCUUCUUUUUCUCCUCCUCCUCCUCCUCCUCUUAUGUACGGUAUCUCUUCCUGAUCUUCUUUUUCUCCUCCUCCUCCUCCUCCUCUUAUGUACGGUAUCUCUUCAUGAUCUUCUUUUUCUCCUCUUAUGUACGGUAUCUCUUCCUGAUCUUCUUUUUCUCCUCCUCCUCUCCCUCUUAUGUACGGUAUCUCUUCCUGAUCUUCUUUUUCUCCUCCUCCUCCUCCUCCUCUUAUGUACGGUAUCUCUUCCUGAUCUUCUUUUUCUCCCCCUCCUCCUCCUCCUCCUCCUCCUCUUAUGUACGGUAUCUCUUCAUGAUCUUCUUUUUCUCCUCCUCCUCUUAUGUACGGUAUCUCUUCAUGAUCUUCUUUUUCACCUCCUCCUCUUAUGUACGGUAUCUCUUCAAGAUCUUCUUUUUCUCCUCCUCCUCUUAUGUACGGUAUCUCUUCCUGAUCUUCUUUUUCUCCUCCUCCUCUUCCUCUUAUGUACGGUAUCUCUUCCUGAUCUUCUUUUUCUCCUCCUCCUCCUCCUCUUAUGUACGGUAUCUCUUCCUGAUCUUCUUUUUCUCCUCCUCCUCUUCCUCUUAUGUACGGUAUCUCUUCCCGAUCUUCUUUUUCUCCUCCUCCUCCUCCUCCUCUUAUGUACGUUAUCUCUUCCUGAUCUUCUUUUUCUCCUCCUCCUCCUCUUAUGUACGGUAUCUCUUUAUGAUCUUCUUUUUCUCCUCCUCCUCUUAUGUUCGGUAUCUCUUCAUGAUCUUCUUUUUCUCCUCCUCCUCUUAUGUACGGUAUCUCUCCCUGAUCUUCUUUUUCUCCUCCUCCUCUUAUGUACGGUAUCUCUUCCUGAUCUUCUUUUUCUCCUCCUCCUCUUAUGUACGGUAUCUCUUCAUGAUCUUCUUUUUCUCCUCCUCCUCUUAUGUACUGUAUCCCUUCAAGAUCUUCUUUUUCUCCUCCUUCUCUUAUGUACGGUAUCUCUUCAAGAUCUUUUUCUCCUCCUCCUCUUAUGUACAGUAUCUCUUCAAGAUCUUUUUCUCCUCCUCCUCUUAUGUACGGUAUCUCUUCCUGAUCUUCUUUUUCUCCUCCUCCUCCUCUUAUGUACGGUAUCUCUUCCUGAUCUUCUUUUUCUCCUCCUCCUCUUAUGUACGGUAUCUCUUCAUGAUCUUCUUUUUCUCCUCCUCCUCUUAUGUACGGUAUCUCUUCCUGAUCUUCUUUUUCUCCUCCUCCUCUUAUGUACGGUAUCUCUUCCUGAUCUUCUUUUUCUCCCCCUCCUCCUCCUCCUCUUAUGUACGGUAUCUCUUCCUGAUCUUCUUUUUCUCCUCCUCCUCAUCCUCUUAUGUACGGUAUCUCUUCAUGAUCUUCUUUUUCUCCUCCUCCUCCUCUUAUGUACGGUAUCUCUUCAAGAUCUUCUUUUUCUCCUCCUCCUCUUAUGUACGGUAUCUCUUCCUGAUCUUCUUUUUCCUCCUCCUCCUCCUCCUCCUCCUCCUCUUAUCCCUUAUCUUCUCCUCCCCUCCUCCAAGAUGUACGGUAUCUCUCCUCCUCUUCUUUUUCUGCUCCUCCUAUCUAUUCCUGAUCUUCUUUUUCUCCUCCUCCUCUUAUGUACGGUAUCUCUGCAUGAUCUUCUUUUUCUCCUCCUCCUCGUCCUAUGUACGGUAUCUCUGCAUGAUCUUCUUUUUCUCCUCCUCCUCUUAUGUACGGUAUCUCUUCAUGAUCUUUUUUCUCCUCCUCUUAUGUACGGUAUCUCUUCAUGAUCUUUUUCUCCUCCUCCUCCUCCUAUGUACGGUAUCUCUUCCUGAUCUUCUUUUUCUCCUCCUCCUCUUAUGUACGGUAUCUCUGCAUGAUCUUCUUUUUCUCCUCCUCCCUCUUAUGUACGGUAUCUCUUCAUGA